AUGGGGUGGAAGGGGGAGAGCAUUCCUCGUGAGAGGGGAAUAUUUCUGUUACCAUCAGCAAGUGCUUCCCAAGCGGCAUCAGGCUGGUCUGCCACCGCUUCGCGCUGUUUUAAUCUCUCGGGGAAGUCCAGCUCUAAGUCGUCGACCCAGGUGAAGGCCCAGGCCACAGCGGCUAUGGCGGAACCAGCCUAUACAGUACCGGUGUUCCGGGAGAGGAGUUCUGAGGAGACGGAGGAGUAUCAGAGAGUGACCACCAACGUGGGGAAAGGCCUGGCUGUCAUCCAGGAGGAGCUGCACAGGAUGAGGAUGGCCACCAAGGCUCAGGUGGAGAGUCUGGAGCUCCAGAGGGAGGUGAGGAGCAGAGAGGCCGGCGCUCUGAUGUGGAGGGGGGACUUGUUGGAUGAAAUCCCCAAGAUGCCUGACUUCCUGGUGGCCCUGCGGCCCCACACCGUGUGGGAGAAGACUCCCGUGAAGUUGUUCUGCACCGUGCAGGGGAACCCGAGGCCCAUCGUCAAAUGGUAUAAAGGAGGAGCGCCAGUCGACCCGCUGAGCGCCCCAGGAAGGUACAAGAUCGAGAGCAAAGUAUGGAGUCCACAUUUGAUCAUAAGCAGGUGUGUGGUGAGUGAUACCGCUGAGUACAGUGCCGUGGCCACCAACCCGCACGGCACGGCCACCAGCAAGGCUGCAGUCACCGUGAAGAGAGCCUCAGGAGCCGGGCAGUCCUGCCAGCUCAACCUAGUUCCUCAUCUGACCGUCAUCCAUCCCAGUAAACUGGAGGUGUCUCUGCUGGAUCGCUUCUCGGUCAGCUUCGUGGAGGGCGGAUCCAUCAGCCUGGUGUGCACCAUGGUGGUCGUCCCCGACCUCCCCAACGUGCCCCCCCUCGCCCAGUGGUACAGAGACGAUAAACUGCUGAAGCCCAGUAACCUGGUGGAGAUGGCCGUGGGGGGGAGCGCGGCUCGCCUGACGCUGCCCCGCCUGGCCAAGGACGACGAGGGGCUCUACACCCUCCGCAUCUUCACCAAGGACGGGACGGCCGAGCACAGCGCCUACCUGUUCGUCUCAGAUGCCCCCCCCUCUGCAGCCGGGGCCCCUGGUGCGCCCAUGAGCGUGAAGGCCUAUGACAUCAACGCCGACUACGUCCUGGUUGCCUGGAAACCCCCCAACACCGUCAACGAGGCGCCAAUCACCGGAUACUUCGUGGACCGGUGUGAGGCCGGCAGCGACACCUGGGUCCAGAGCAACGACGCCCCGGUGAAGGUUUGUAAAUACCCGGUGCACGGCCUGAGCACCGGCCGCUCCUACCACUUCCGGGUCCGAGCCGUGAACAGCGCCGGCAUCAGCAGGCCGUCCCGCAAGUCCGACCAGGUGACCGCUCUGGACGCCGCGGAGAGCGAGAGGCUGCAAGGUACCGACGAGGGCGUGCCCUCGGCUCCGGGUCAGGUGGUCGCCACCAGGAACUCCAAGUCCUCGGUGUUCGUGCAGUGGGAUCCUCCCAAACAGGUGAAGGACCUCAUGGGGUAUUACAUCGACGGCCGCGUGGUCGGAUCCAAGGAGUGGUUCCCGUGUAACCACAAGCCCUUCAAGCACAACAGGUUCGUGGUCCACGGGCUGAUCCCAGGAGAGACCUACGUGUUCCGGGCCCAGGCCGUCAAUGUGUUCGGCCUCAGUGAGGAGUCCCAGGAGUCUUCUCCCAUCGCGGUGGAGCCGGCGCUCGCGACUCCCAGUGCUCCCUUCGGCAUCACCAUGCUGAGCUGUGACGGCGCCUCCAUGACUGUGGCCUGGAAGAGUCCCAAGCACUGCGGCGGCUCCAAGGUCAACGCGUACUACGUGGACAAGCGGAACGCCGACACCCUGACCUGGAAGGAGGUCAACCUGGUGGCCGUCAAAGAGAGACUCUGCACCGUGGACAGUCUGACAGAGGGAGUCUUCUACGAGUUCAAGGUCCAGGCUGGAAACAUGGCGGGUGUCGGCGUCCCAUCAGCUCCCAGUGCCCCCAUGAAGUGUGAAGCUUGGACCAUGGAUGAACCAGGCCCGGCCUACGACCUGAGCUUCAGCGAGGUCAGAGGUCACUCCCUGGUCAUCCUGUGGAAGGCCCCCGUCUACACCGGAGCGAGCGCCGUCUCUGGAUACCUGGUGGACAUGGCCAAACAGGGCUCGUCCGAGUUCCUCACUCUGAACCAGGAAGCUGUGAGCCACCGUUACCUGCAGGUGUCCGGUCUGGAGGAAGGUCAAACCUACGUGUUCAGAGUUCGUGCCGUCAACGCUAACGGAGUGGGGAAAGCUUCUCAGGUGUCAGAGGCCGUGUGUGCCAGAGCUCUUCCAGGCGCCCAGGAGAUCGUGGCCAGCGUGGACGGGGACACCGGAGACAUCUUCCUGUCCCUGGAGGCCUGUGAGAUCUGCGAGACGUCCAAGUUUGUGUGGUCCAAGAACUACAAGGCCAUCGGGGACUGCCCCAGAGUGGAAGUGACGACCAAGGGCAGAACCUCCAAAAUGACCUUCACUCAGCCCGAUAAGGACGAUUUGGGAAAAUACUCGGUGGUGGUCACCGACACCGAGGGAGUGUCUGCCAGCCACACGCUGAGCGAGGACGCUCUGAACACGAUGCUGGAGCUCAGCCACGCCAUCAGACAUCCCAUUGUUCCUCUGAAACACGGCCUGAACUAUGAGAUCCUGGAGAAAGGUCACGUGCGCUUCUGGCUUCAGGCCGUCAAGCUGUCGCCCGCCGUGUCCUACCGCUUCAUCGUGAACGACAAGGAGGUCGCCAGCGGGGAGGGUCACAAGAUCAGUCACGACGUGGCCACAGGAAUCAUCCAGAUGACCGUGGAUCAUUUCACCAGAGCCAACGAGGGCACGUACACCGUCCAGAUCCACGACGGCAAAGCCAAGGCCCAGAGCUCCCUGGUGCUGGUGGGAGACGUUUUCAAGGCUGCGCUGAAGGAGGCCGAGUUCCAGAGGAAGGAGCACAUCAGGAAACAAGGUCCACAUUUCUCUGAGUAUCUGUAUUUCACUGUCACUGAGGAUUGCACCGUGAUGCUCGCCUGCAAGGUGGCCAACGUGAAGAAGGAGACGACUUUCCACUGGUUCAAGGAGGACGAAGAGAUCGUUCCAGAGACUCCUCCCAACGUCCUGUCAGGGGCCUGCGCUCUGCCCAUCGCACUGUUCUCCAGGAAAGACCAGGGUGUGUUCAAGGCCACGCUCGGGGACGACAGAGGAAAGGACACGUCUCUGUUCGACAUCUCAGGCCAAGUGUUUGAUGACAUCAUCAACGCGCUCGCUCAGAACGCAGGUGCGUCUGCCUCUGAGCUGGUGAUGCAGUGCACUCCAGAGGGAAUCCGGCUGCAGUGCUACAUGAACUACUACACCGAGGAGAUGAAGACCGUCUGGAAACACAAGGAGACAAAGAUCGCCUCCUCUGAGAAGAUGAGGAUCGGUGGCACAGCGGAGAUGGCCUGGAUGCAGAUCUGCGACCCGUCCGAUAAGGAGAAGGGUCACUACACCAUCGAGAUCUCCGACGGCGUGCAGACCCACACCAGGACCUUUGACCUCUCUGGACAGGCCUACACCGACGCCUACGAGGAGUACCUGAGACUCAAGGCGGCGGCCUUCGCUGAGAAGAACCGCGGCAGAGUGGUGGGGGGUCUUCCGGACGUGGUCACCAUCAUGGAGCAGAAGUCCCUAAGCCUGACCUGCACCGUGUGGGGCGAGCCGACCCCGGAGGUCACCUGGUUCAAGAACGAGCAGGAGGUCACCUCCACGGAGCACACCAAGGUCACGUUCGACGGCGGCAAGUUCUCCAGCCUGGUCAUCAACCAGGUCACUCCCGAGGACUCCGGCAAGUACAGCAUCAACGUGAGGAACAAGUACGGCGGCGAGUUCGUGGAGAUCACCGUCAGCGUGUACAGGCACGGCGAGCCGAUCCCCGAGGCCAAGCUGGGACAGCCCAAAAUGGCCACGCCCGCAGCCACGCCCACAUCCACGCCGGUGCCGCCCAAGUCCCCGGCUCUCCCCUCCAAGACCCCGACCCCCACACCUUCCAAGUCCCAGACCCCGGCGCCGCCCGCCAAGACCCCGACUCCAGCCUCCACCCCGGCGCCGUCCAUGAGGAGUCAAGCCUCCACCCCUGCUUCCACCCCCGUCCCCAAGUCCCCGACCCCCACCCCGAAGUCCCCGACCCCAAAUCCCCGCGGCGUCAAGUCCCCGACUCCUCCCAGGUUCAUGAAGUCUCCGACCCCACCGAGGAAGUAGAGGUGGAGCGGAGGUCUGAGGGGGAAACGUCUGCCGAGAGCAACGCUGGUGUUUAGCAUGAGUGUGAAAGUUAUUUAGACGUAGUCUCUGUUAAAGUCCCGAGAACCGGCUGCCGACUCGCUCUUCUUGUGUUACUUUUCAAAGUCUAGUUUGUAGCAUAGAACCGACCCACAACAGAGGGACAGUCACGUUUGUCCCGUUUCAGCUCGUUCACGUUGUUGACCGGUCGCUGCGCUUUGACUCGGGCGGGAAAAAGCAGAAAAGUUAAUGUUCUGUGUUUUUCAAAAGCUGCACCUUCCGCUUCGUGACGUCAGCGGAACGCCUCCUUGUGGUUGUUUAAAUGUUAAAUUCUGGUUUUGGCUCAUGGUGAUAAAUAAACUGAUCUGGAAACAGGGUGACGAGAGAAAUGACGUAAACACGCAGAGAUGUGCAGCAACGGAGAAUCACCGAUGAGUGAACUGGAUGAAGCCAUUGGACUAACCCGUCGUUAGUCCAAUCUUAGUUCUCUCUUGGUCGCAGCCACGUCACCGUCCCGGUCUCGGCCGGUAAAUCUUGGCGAGUGCCGUGUUUUUUAGAGUCGGACCCAAACUGGUAGAAAGCAGAAUCCUGUGAGUGACGUUUGUCCCAUGUGACUUCUUUCCUUUAAAUUGUGUGAAUGUAAAAU
Pleuronectes platessa (European plaice) is the source of this 4909-nucleotide messenger RNA. RefSeq names its product M-protein, striated muscle-like. The record is from RefSeq and is a predicted model, not a curated record. Gene Ontology annotation, molecular function: protein binding. Lineage: Eukaryota; Metazoa; Chordata; Actinopteri; Pleuronectiformes; Pleuronectidae.